Puntigrus tetrazona (Sumatra barb) is the source of this 1454-nucleotide messenger RNA. RefSeq names its product lysine-specific demethylase 2B-like. Lineage: Eukaryota; Metazoa; Chordata; Actinopteri; Cypriniformes; Cyprinidae. Bases 1002 to 1439 code for a protein of 145 amino acids. Gene Ontology annotation, biological process: regulation of transcription by RNA polymerase II; protein demethylation. The record is from RefSeq and is a predicted model, not a curated record. Gene Ontology annotation, molecular function: histone demethylase activity; transcription coregulator activity. The transcript has 3 exons.
UAUUAUAAAUCACUUCAAAUGAUUAAAAAAAAUGGCUAGAUUGCAUUAUUAGUCUUUUGUGCAGGUACUAUGUAGUCAGUGAUUAUUUAUUCAUAACCUUUGAUCUAAGAGCUCCAGUUAUAGGAUGUAACCUCUGCGGGUUCAGGUUGCAAGGUAUGAUCCUAGUGUUACCUUCUGCAGCCUGCAGUCAAUGAGUGCUUUUGCCUCGUCUGUAUCAUGGAAAACAUCUGGAUCCAAGCGCUCAACGUGCUUGUUUGUUGAUGCUGUAACAGAUGAUGUCAUCCCCAGUGACAUCAUCUGACAUUUACACCGCGAGAACGUAAGUUGGCACAGUCUGAUGGGCGAAGAUAGCCGUCCGUACUGAUUAACCUGUCAGUUACACGUCUAACCGUCGUGGGAUCCAUACUUCGGCGGCUCUAAAUUUAGUAGUCUCAUUUCUCAGGCCCUCAACCAUCUGCGUUUGCGCCUAAAUUGAUGCCUAAUCAUUUUUUAGUUCACGAUGCCCUGCGGUGAGCGGUGCCUUUUGCUCAUUAGAGCUAACUGAUUUCUCCUCUUCCUUCUUCUUCUCGCGGCUCGGCGGGGCAGAUUUUAACCAGACGCCGAGGCAGUUUGGGGUGUGAUUAAUUUCGCUCCUUGCUAAACGCAGCGGAUGACAAAUGCAUAAGCCGCAAAUAGCUCCCAAUGCCCGUUCUGCUGCUGAGACGGUUUUAUCUGAAACUAACCAACCGCGUCCGUGACUAUCGCUCUGUGUGUUUCGAGAGAGAAAUUUAGCUUUAAUUUAUAGCUCAAACUGUUUUUUUUGAAGUCACAACGUCGCGCUGUGCUUUGAUAAUGCUGCUGAUUGAGAAGGGGAAAUUCCACUGUAUAUGGUUUUGAAGGAAAUAUUAAUUUCGAGUUGGGAGUCGGACAUUCCUGGUGUGGUUACUCCCAGUUGCAAAGACAGCCGUUUUUUUGGUGAGGACUUAUAAACCGCAUUAGGGAUUUAUCGCUCUUCUUUAUUUAUGCAGAUGUUGCGAAUCACCCUUGUACUUUCCCCGUUUCUCUUUUUCUCUAGAUACUGUCUGAUGAGCGUAAAAGGCUGUUUCACUGACUUCCACAUCGACUUUGGCGGCACAUCGGUAUGGUACCACGUCUUCAAAGGAAGAAAGGUCUUCUGGCUGAUUCCCCCAAGCCCAAACAAUCUGUCUCUGUACGAGGACUGGGUGCUGUCAGGCAAACAGAGCGAUAUCUUCCUGGGUGACCGUUCAGACGGCUGCCAGCGAGUGGAGCUGAAACAGGGCUACACCUUCUUCAUCCCUUCAGGUUGGAUCCAUGCCGUCUACACUCCAGAAGACACCCUGGUGUUUGGCGGGAAUAUUUUACACAGUUUCAACAUUCCCAUGCAGCUCACCGUCUACGAAAUUGAGGACAGAACAAAGGUAAAGGAUUUAUUUAUCUAAAAAAAAAUAUAGACC